GCUUUCCAGUUCCGCCGCUGAGUAGUCUCCCCCUCCCCCUCUUCGGAGUCGCCGAAAUGUCGGGAAUGGCGGCGGCGACGAAGAAGGAGUCGGAGCUGUCCGGCCAGAUCGAGGACUUCGUGGCGCUACUGAAGCGGGGCGGGGAGCGGCCGCGCUCAGAGGAGGCUGCCCGGCAAACCGUAGGGCUGCUGCGGAGGAUCGUGGCUCACGGACGCUGGGACAAUGCGGGAGAGCUUAUGGAUUUGAUUCGUAAGGAAGGUAAGAGAAUGACUGCAGCGCAGCCAUCUGAGACCACUGUGGGCAACAUGGUGAGGCGGGUGCUGAAGAUAAUUCGUGAGGAGUAUGGCAGGCUCCGAGGACGCAGUGAGGAGAGUGACCAGCAGGAGUCGCUACACAAACUUCUGACCUCAGGAGGUCUCAAUGAGGACUUCAAUACCCAUUACAGCCCACUCAGGGCCAAUGUAAUUGAAGCUAUUAGUGAGCUGUUAAUUGAAUUAGAGGGUACAACUGACAAUAUUGCCAUGCAGGCACUGGAGCACAUCCACUCCAAUGAGGUGAUCAUGACCAUUGGCUAUUCACACACUGUGGAGGCAUUCCUGAAGGAGGCAGCACGCAAGAGGAAGUUCCAUGUCAUUGUGGCUGAAUGUGCACCCUUUUGCCAGGGCCAUGAAAUGGCUGUUCGUUUGGCCAAAGAGGAUAUAGAAACCACAGUCAUGAGUGAUGCAGCCAUCUUUGCUGUUAUGUCUCGAGUCAACAAGGUUAUUAUUGGGACAAAGACUAUCUUGGCCAAUGGUGCACUGAUAGCUGUCAGUGGGACUCAUACCUUGGCAUUAGCAAGCAAACACCACUCUACUCCUCUCAUUGUCUGUGCACCCAUGUUCAAGCUCACACCACAGUUCCUUAAUGAAGAAGAUUCAUUCCAUAAGUUUGUCUCUCCACAGGAAGUACUGCCUUUCAUAGAAGGAGAGAUUUUAUCUAAGGUCAAUGUUCAUUGUCCAGUCUUUGACUACGUUCCUCCUGAACUCAUCACUCUCUUCAUCUCGAACAUUGGAGGCAAUGCUCCUUCCUACAUUUAUCGACUCAUGAGUGAGCUCUAUCACCCAGAUGAUCGGGAACUCUGAACUACUCACAAAAUACAUUUAUACAUUGAUUUCCGUGAAGAAAUAAGUAAAUAAACAUUAUGCACCAAAACCAGACAUUGCUGUCUUCAAAACAGGCUGUCCCCUGGCCGUGCUUUUCACCAUCAGCAAAAGUGCUUCUCUGUUUGUUCAACUUUAUUAAAUGAUAUACAACAAUUAUUUCCCUGAAAAUAUUCUCUCUGAGAAUCAUUGCAUAACAUUCAGUGUUGGAUUCAGCUCAAUAACUGUCUUAACUGUAAAAGGAAUUACUGACGAUAGAAGCUGCCCUCAGUCUGUUAAAUGCCCUCAUGAGGGGUCCCUUUUUGCAGCAGCAUCUGGGUGGCAGGAAGAGGCUUUUCAAUUCCACCAGGACCUGUAAACAAAAAGUCAGGCUUCUUGACCCAUUUUUGUUUUAUGCAAGGAGGAUGUUUUACACCUUUCAGAAAGGGCAACUCAGACUGCCUUAACUUGCAGAUAGCGAUGUAUCGCUGUGAUUAUUCAUUGCAUAAAAAGCCCUUUUUAGUUCUGAUGCCUGUAUUGAUUCACUGUGACUAAUUAGCAUUUGAAUGCAAUUCAAGCAACAGAUGACAUUAAAACAAAACUAGAACAGAUUGUAGUGUUGUUUGGCCUAAGCAAAAGUUGUAAUCAAAACUGUGGCCGAGUAUGUGGUCCCCUUUUAUGAUAGCUGCUGCUUCCUCAGAAUAAAGGGUGUCAUAUUGAUUAAAACAGUUGUUCUACAGUCUUUACUUACACAUUUUAAAUGCAAGAUAGAGGCUUGCCAUGUUCCCCAGGAAAACAGGGCUUAGUUUUUGCCUCCGGCUGGUGGGAUCUUUGAAGUACCACAUUUUGGGCUCCUCCUGCAUUCAGAAUGCUGAAUUGCUUUCUGUUGCUGUGCUUUCAAGGCCACUCUCUGGGCCUCGCCGCUUUCAGUUUCAGAGGAGGAGCUGCUGGAGAUGGGUUGCUUGAAACCUAGGAAGCACUGAGGCGGCAGGGCUCACGUUUUCCUAGUGAGAUCUGUUUCUUUCCUAAAGCGCUGCCAGGCUUUAGCCAUUUUUCUGAGUUUAACCAGAUUGGGCUUGGGCUGAAGGAAAAAAAGAGCAGUUAAUGUUAUGACACUGCAUGCUUCAACAGAUAGUACAGAAUCCUAUUUAUGAUUAUUUUCUAAACAAAUGGAUAAGAACAUAAGAACAAGCCAGCUGGAUCAGACCAAAGUCCAUCUAGUCCAGCUCUCUGCUACUCGCAGUGGCCCACCAGGCCAUUUAUGCUAAGAACGUGAUUGGACGGUUUAUGUACAAUAAAUGACAAUCUGUGUGUCAUGCUCCCCAGACACCCUCACUAUUUUCUUUAUUUAAGCCUCAGUUGACUCUUAGAAUGGGUUUAGUUAUCUUUGUAUAGUUUUUUGUGGGAGGGAACCUUCGUUAGACUCUGUCCCUUUAAGAAGCCCUCUAGACGCAAGAGCCUUACAGUCUUCUUUAUUACCCAGUAGUCCUCCAGUUAGUUGUAGUCUAAGGUGCCAGUACAGCUGGAAGGCUGUAAUAUAUCUUAUGUAUAAGGUGUUACAGAAAGCGGGGUCCAGAUAGAGGAAACUGAAGAAACUAAGAGGAAGCACAGACAAAGUGGACUUUCUUGGAAGCAGUCAAGGCAGAAUCAGGGUCUCAAGCUUCAAGCUGUUCCAAUCAAACAAGUACUUCAUUUUAGUCAGACCCUGGGAGGAGUUAGGGUCUUAAUUCUUCAAUGCAAUUAAACCUUCUUCUUCUUUUUUUUGAACUGUUACAACUUUAUCUGUGAGUCUCCCACUCUGUUCAGGGCACCUAAUAUAGUUUACUUGGGGAACAGAACACUGUGUGACUUAUAAAGAUCUUCUCUCCUAAAAAGUAAUUUGUAAAGGUGAAAAUUAUGUACCUUUUUGUACAUUCAAAAAAUAAAGCAAAACAAGCAAAGGACCCACAA
This is a messenger RNA of Sphaerodactylus townsendi, 3068 nucleotides long. RefSeq names its product eukaryotic translation initiation factor 2B subunit beta (gene EIF2B2). Bases 57 to 1121 code for a protein of 354 amino acids. Gene Ontology annotation, molecular function: translation initiation factor activity; guanyl-nucleotide exchange factor activity. Gene Ontology annotation, biological process: translational initiation. The transcript is spliced from 8 exons. The record is from RefSeq and is a predicted model, not a curated record. Gene Ontology annotation, cellular component: eukaryotic translation initiation factor 2B complex. NCBI's taxonomy places the organism in Eukaryota, Metazoa, Chordata, Lepidosauria, Squamata, Sphaerodactylidae.